Molecule: messenger RNA, 2551 nt
Organism: Osmerus eperlanus (European smelt)
Lineage: Eukaryota; Metazoa; Chordata; Actinopteri; Osmeriformes; Osmeridae
Gene: marchf11
Product: membrane-associated ring finger (C3HC4) 11
Exons: 4
Coding region: 436-1440 (334 amino acids)
Biological process (GO): protein ubiquitination
Molecular function (GO): zinc ion binding; ubiquitin-protein transferase activity
Source: RefSeq, a predicted model, not a curated record
AUUUUCGAUGGGUUGCUAUUGCCCCAUGUCAGUGACUCGAAAGUUUAUCGUCCGUUUAUCAAAUUCUCAGUUUCCUUGGAAACGCCAAAUAGGUAGGAGAACAUUUACGUUUCAAGCUCUUUGGUGUCUUCAGGGAGUCUCUUCCAUCACAACCAGACUGUCUGUUAGGGAAUGUUAUUUUCCAAACGCAGCUGGCCUUCUUCACGACCUGCAUCACGGGCAGAGACAAGAUAACCGACAACUUUGUCAAACUGCCAUCAUAACCUCAUAAUUUGGAUUUACCGGUCAACACUGGAUGUUUCUAGUUUCAGCGUUGUUGUUUUUUUUAUCAUGCAAACACAAGCGUUCUAACUCUAGUAGCCUACUAAACGGAUUGUCUUUCCCCCAUUACCUCUAGUAAUCAUUUAUGUCGUUUUAUUUGGACUUUAUGUUAUUAUGACCGUAGAAGAUGGAGAGGCGGGUCCAGUUUGCCAACAGACAGUGGGUGAACCACGGGGAGGCGCUGAUACCGAAGGACACAGUCAGUCCGCGGAGACGAUCCAGGAGAAUACAGGACAUGCCAGUCACAAUUCUCAAGGUAUUGUUAUCAGACGGACGCAUAGCCAAAACAAUGUGGCCAAGAAUGGCAAGGAGGGCACGUCUGAUGAAAAAAGGACGACCUGGGAAGAGAGGAAACAAACGAUGCACUCAAACUGCAGCAGUGAGUGUAGCAUCCUAGCUCCAAGUUGCCGAAUAUGCUUCCAGGGUGCAGAUCAGGGGGACCUUCUGAAUCCCUGCCGCUGUGAUGGUUCGGUCCGCUACACUCACCAGCAAUGCUUGUUCAAGUGGAUCAGCGAGAGAGGCUGUUGGACCUGUGAACUGUGUUCUUACCGCUUUGAUGUCAUCGCCAUCCAUAUGAAGAGACCAGGACAGUGGCAGGCCAUCACUAUCACACUGGUGGAGAAGGUCCAGAUCAUUGCUGUGUUCCUGGGCUCUCUGUUCCUGGUGGCCAGUAUCUCCUGGCUGCUGUGGUCAGGCCUCAGUCCUCAGGCCGCGUGGCAGCGCAGGGACGUCCUUUUCCAGAUCUGCUAUGCCAUGUACGCUGUCAUGGAUCUCGUCUGUAUCGGUCUGAUUGUCCACGAGGGCCCAGCGGUGCACAAUGUCCUCAUGCGCUGGCGAGCGGUCAACCUCCACUGGGACGUCCAGAACUACGACAAGGCAGCAGACAUGGAGGAGGCUGCUAGGGCAGAGACCGCAUUGGUACACAGAACACUCCGGCUUCCCCUAGCUAUCAUGGGGUCUGUAGGGCCUUUGCAACCCAUUACCCAGCUAGGACCCCCACAGCUGUGGGCUUUUCUCUGUCUCCCCCCCUUGACCCUCUGCUGCCCUCCUCUGGCUUCCCGACGCACUCUCAGCCAGGACAGGGACUCUGAGGUGGUCGUUAGGAUAACAUCUGUGUGAGGGUGUUGACACCCUUCCAUCUUCCCAGACAUACUCCCAUGAGGCAAUGUUGCAUGCUGGGGCAAAGGGACGGUUUACGUAUGGCUUGAACAAGCAUUGCUGGACAUGGGUCAUUUGACUGUGUGUGCCUUUGGUGACGGAUUGAGUUGUGUCAAUCUAAGUCAAGAUCACAAUUUAGAAGCUGUUUUGUCAGGUAUCUAUUUCUGUUAAAUGGAUAUGAUGUAAAUCAAGAUAAAUGACUAAACAAGACAUGAUGAGUAGCUAUCUGGUUACAGAAGCUUUACCAGAUGAAUUUAUACCAGAGAUGAUAAAGAACCCAGGUGCAUCACUCCUGACUGAGUUACAUUCAGGGGUGUUGCUUAGCAGACUAGACGAGGCUGUUCAAACAUUAAUGGUUGCUGGAUUUGGCCAUAUACUGUAUGCUUCAUUGUAAAUAAAUAUUGCACAGUACUUGUUUGAUUUGUAAAAUGUCAAGCCUAGGUGGUUGUGUGCAUUUUGAGGCAAAACAGUUAGAAAUAAAAACAGACAAUUUGGAGAGAGAUCAGGUCUGGUAUUUCACAAUAGAGCCUCAUAGACAUUCAAAGUCAAAUGUCAAACGUGUGAAUAAGGACCUGUCAAAGAUGACCUAAAAUGUGACACCUCUUGCAAACACACAAAAAUGUAUACUGCUCUUGAUGUUCUACAUUGAUACUGUAAAGAAGACCUCCAUCUUAGAGCAAAGUUCCCAGUAGUGUGCUGUUUACUGUCGCAUUAAAUUAUUUUCAGUUGUACUUUAUAACUGCACCAUUUGUUUGUAUUUGCUUUGAAUAAAAGUGUCUGCUAAAUUAAAUAUGAACGUCAAAAUGUACAUACCUGUGAAAAUGAACCCUCAUCUAAUGGACAGUGCAAUACACAGAAAUGAGUCAACUCUCUAAUGACACCUGUUAUGACAUUAAGCCAUUUUGGUGACUGGAUACAAUCCCCGAUGAAGGGAUGACAUGGAAGUCUUAUGUCCUUUUAUGGACAAAGAUGGCUCAGGAAUCAAUACAUCACUGACCAGUGGGCGUGUGCUCUCAUAGCGCCACCUGGUGGACUUUAGGAAAGGCAGUUUAGGCCGCUGAUACAUACCAAC